AUGGCAUCAAGCCACAAUUCCCUCCGGGACCGUCAAAUCAGGUCCAUUGAGCGCAUGCUGAAUUUGAACCACGAACCUGAACAAUCCGCCGACAGCCAGGAACAGAGCUCCAUUGCUAUUCCUUCUACCCCGAUUCUCAACGAGGAUGGGGACCCAAUAUGGAAAGUCUUGGUCUUCGAUGACCUCGGACGAGAUGUCAUAAGCAGUGUGUUACGGGUCAACGACUUGCGGACAUGGGGGGUCACGAUGCAUAUGCAUAUAGCUUCGGCCAGGCACCCUAUUCCAGACGUUCCUGUACUGUACCUUGUUGAACCAACAUCUUCAAAUUUGAAAGCUAUUACCUCAGAUCUCUCGCGCGGCCUCUACUCCCCAGCAUACAUUAAUUUCCUCUCCUCGAUACCCCGGCCUUUACUUGAAGAUUUUGCGAAACAGACGGCAGAAGCUGGUACGUCAGAGAGCAUAGCGCAAUUCUAUGACCAAUAUUUGAAUUUCAUCGUCGCGGAGCCGGACCUAUUCAGCUUGGGGAUGCAGAAAGAGAACACAUACUGGGCGUUAAAUAGCGCGCGGACGAACGAUGAAGAAUUGGACCAUGUGGUAGACCGCAUCGUCAGCGGGCUAUUUAGUGUUAUGGUUACUAUGGGUGUCAUGCCCAUUAUACGAUGUCCGAAGGGGGCGGCAGCGGAGAUGAUAGCUGCAAAGUUGGAUCGAAAACUUCGAGACCACAUCCUUAAUUCCAAAGACAACCUCUUUUCCGCUCCGAGCAAUCGACCAUCAACAGCGAGUGGAACACCCUCGUCCCGACCAGUACUCAUCAUUCUGGACCGGAAUGUAGAUCUGAUACCCAUGCUUUCACAUUCGUGGACCUAUCAAUCGCUGGUUCAUGACGUUCUAAAGAUGAAGCUUAACCGUAUCACAGUAGAAACACCUAUCGACGAGGAAAACCCCGCCAAGGGUACGACUAAGAAGUCCUACGACCUGAGUGCAAGCGACUUCUUCUGGACCAAGAAUGCUGGAGUCCCGUUUCCUCAAGUAGCGGAGGACAUCGACGCUGAAUUAAUGCGAUAUAAGGACGAUGCCAAUGAGCUCACCAAAAAGACGGGGGCUUCUUCGAUAGAAGAUCUCCAAAAUGACACAAGUGCAUCUGCGCAGCAUUUGAAAGCGGCAAUUACUUUGUUGCCCGAAUUGCGGGAAAGGAAGGCUAUCCUUGAUAUGCAUAUGAAUAUCUUGGCGGGUUUAUUAACCGGCAUCAAAAACCGACAACUCGACAAUUUCUUCCAAUUAGAGGAGAAUAUCAUGAAGCAGACCAAGGCACAAAUGCUCGAGAUUCUGACCGAUGAGGCGAAGGGUAAGGAGCCGAUGGAUAAACUCCGAUUGUUCAUAAUCUGGUUCUUGAGCACCGAGCAGGAUGUUUCAAGGACCGAUAUGGAGAAGUUCGAAGAGGCGUUGAAGGCUGCAGGUGCGGACACCACGUCUCUCGCAUAUGUCAAGCAAGUCCGGGCUACAACACGGAUGACAAUGAUGACUUCGGCGCCAUCCUCAACUCCCUCGCAAGCUUCCACCUCCACCGAGCUCUUCCGCGGCUUCAGCAGCAUCUCCUCACGACUCACCUCCUCCCUCAAAGAAUCCGGCGUCGGCGCCAAUUUUGAAAACCUCAUCUCGGGCGUCAAAAACUUCCUACCCGCCAACCGUGAUCUCACCGUCACCAAAAUCACCGAAUCGAUCAUGGACCCCGCAGGCGCUUCCAGCAGCGCCAUCGCCAAGACGGAAAACUACCUGUAUUUUGAUCCGCGGAGCGCGAACGCCAGAGGCACGAUGCCUCCGCCGAGCGCGGCGCGGAAACGCGAGCAGAUGCCCGGCGGGCUGGGAGGUGGCCUGGGCGCUCAUGGACCAGGAACGGGAGCCACGUUUGGCCAGAGGAGGCAAGGGUUUAGUGAGGCGAUUGUCUUCACAGUUGGCGGUGGUAGCAUGGAUGAGUAUGGCAAUUUGCAGGAGUGGGCUAAGAGGACGGGCGCGGGUGGGAGCGGGUCAGAAAAGGGCGCGGCCAAGAGGAGAGUAGUGUACGGAAGCACUGAACUGAUUAACGCCGAGGAAUUCCUCAAGUUGGAGUUAGACAAGCUGGGAGCUGAAGCGGCUUCGUAG
This is a messenger RNA of Amorphotheca resinae ATCC 22711, 2139 nucleotides long. RefSeq lists its product as hypothetical. The record is from RefSeq and is a predicted model, not a curated record. Gene Ontology annotation, cellular component: Golgi membrane; cytosol. The transcript has 5 exons. NCBI's taxonomy places the organism in Eukaryota, Fungi, Ascomycota, Leotiomycetes, Helotiales, Amorphothecaceae. Gene Ontology annotation, biological process: intracellular protein transport; endoplasmic reticulum to Golgi vesicle-mediated transport. Gene Ontology annotation, molecular function: syntaxin binding. Bases 1 to 2139 code for a protein of 712 amino acids.